AUGACACCGCUCGCACCCCAGCGCGAGAUCCGGUCUCCUGGCGCGUCGCUCUUUCCCCGGACUGUCACCCUCCAGCGCCCGCCGGGAAGGCCCUGCCCCAUGGCACCAUGUCCCGGGCUCGCUGAUGGUCCCAUGGGCCAUAUACGCUGGCUGCCCAGCCACGAUCCGCUGGGGAUGGCUGUAUCACGCCGCGCGCUCAAAGACCGUCUGCCCACACCACUGACAGACCGUCGCGGGAUUAGUCCGGGCCCGCGCGUUGCACGACCAUGGCCCGUCAAUCACCAGGGCCACAGUGUGAAGGCGGCCGCUGCAUUUGCGCUGCACGCGCCCCGUCAAGCUGCCGCACAGGAAGGGCGGUCAACACGCCUGACGUCAGUCGACAGCUUUCACGCGCACGGCCACGAGGCGAUCGGGCAUGUUCUGCUCGCGAUCGGAAGCCCUGCGCCCUCGCUUCAAGCACGCUGUUGUCUCGCCGCGGCCCACAGCAACGCUCUCCGCAGCUCGUAUCUCGCAUCCUCGCUGGCUGCCCUGGCUAUCGUUCGCGUCCAAACGAGCGACUUCCUCACACUAGACGACCUCGAAAACACACCGGGCCCUGCCGCUCCGCACUCCCUGUGGCGGGCACGGAUCCUCGCGGCCGGCGCGGCGGCUGCGUCGGAUGCGACGUUCUGGCCGACCAUCUACGCGGCCGCGGGCCAAACAUCUCGUUUCGUUCAAUCUACUCAGCCGCGACGACGGUCCCCAGCGCUCCCUGACCUCAUUAACACCAUCAGCCCUGUUAGCUUGCCAUCACCGCACACACGCAGCACUCACCCCGCGUACUCGGGGAAUGGUCUGCAGCACGCCUACAGUGGCGUACACGCCGUGCAGCACUACUCGGCCGGACAGCGGGCGAACAAGACAGCAGACAGCGCACAUCGCGAACAGUGGCACAGUGAAAGACGCGUCGCAAAUGACACAGGACUCUCUGACGACGCCCGCCUUUAA
Molecule: messenger RNA, 987 nt
Organism: Postia placenta MAD-698-R-SB12
Lineage: Eukaryota; Fungi; Basidiomycota; Agaricomycetes; Polyporales; Adustoporiaceae
Exons: 6
Coding region: 1-987 (328 amino acids)
Source: RefSeq, a predicted model, not a curated record